AUGGAAUGUGAAUAUACAGUUUCUGCUGUUAAAAAUAAUUUGAAUGUAACUACUUCUUGUGAAGUAUUUCCCCAACCAGAGGAUAUUCAUGUUCAGAGAUAUCAUGAUAUUCGAACUUAUUCCAAAAUGAGCAGGGAAUGUAGUUCGUUGACUAGUACAGUGUUGAAAAAUAGUUUUAUAUGUCUUUUUGUACUCUAUAUAAUUCUAGGUGCAACAGAAUUUAGUGGUAGAAAUGAAGUUAAUGGUACAGAAAGGAAGAAAAGCCAUACUGGUUUAGCGUUUCUACUAUUCAAUAUCUUACUAACAGGUACUGAUUUAUCACCAAUUAGAUAA
Molecule: messenger RNA, 333 nt
Organism: Heterostelium album PN500
Lineage: Eukaryota; Evosea; Eumycetozoa; Acytosteliales; Acytosteliaceae
Exons: 2
Coding region: 1-333 (110 amino acids)
Source: RefSeq, a predicted model, not a curated record